Vespula pensylvanica (western yellowjacket) is the source of this 1513-nucleotide messenger RNA. RefSeq names its product superoxide dismutase [Cu-Zn]-like. The transcript has 5 exons. Gene Ontology annotation, molecular function: superoxide dismutase activity; copper ion binding. Gene Ontology annotation, biological process: removal of superoxide radicals. Lineage: Eukaryota; Metazoa; Arthropoda; Insecta; Hymenoptera; Vespidae. Bases 226 to 852 code for a protein of 208 amino acids. The record is from RefSeq and is a predicted model, not a curated record.
GCGAAUGUCGCACCUGUCUAUAGACUGCUUUCAGUUUCUUCUAGACAACGAUACAGUGCACGUUUGACCGUUUUUUCUUAUUUUUAUUCUUUCACGCAAGAAACAUCAAUCGUUUGCUCGUCCUCUGAUAUCGACGGAAAGAAAAAGUGAGAAUUUCAAAGGAGAAGAAGAAAAAGAAGAACAAGAAGAAGAAGAAGAGAAGCUAAAAGCAAAGGAUAAUUCAAAAUGUAUCGUGUGGUCAUAUUAUUUAUCACAGCUGUUACAGUAGUCACAGCCGAAGAACUGGUUGCUGUCGUUCAUCUGACCUCUCACGAUGCAUCGGUGAGAAAUAUUUCAGGAGAUAUUACGAUUACUCAAUCUUUGCCGAAUGGACCGGUUAAAUUGAGCGGUAAAGUGAACGGUCUGACGGAAGGACUUCAUGGUUUUCAUAUUCAUGAGAAAGGAGAUAUAAAAGAAGGAUGUACAUCGACUGGUGCCCAUUUUAAUCCUGAAAACAACAUUCAUGGUGCUCCGGAGGAUACUGUUAGACACGUUGGUGACUUGGGUAAUAUUAGAGCCAAUGCCGAUGGAGAAGCGGUCAUCGAUAUCACAGACACGAUUAUCUCUCUCACCGGACCUAAUAGCAUUUUGGGUCGUGCUAUCGUAGUACAUUCUGAUGAAGACGACUUGGGUAAAGGCAACAACACUCUAUCCCUUUCGACAGGAAACGCGGGAGGUCGUUGGGCCUGUGGAAUUAUCGGAAUCCAGUCACCGGUAGGAAGUUGGUCGGGUUCCAAUCCUUUUACAUCACCGAGCAUGUCCAUUAUAGCAGCGUCUUUUAUGAUCGUUACUUUCCAUCACUUGAAGUAUUAACGAUCUCAAAAAUCAACAAGUUUCUGUCAUCUAUAAAGAUGUAACGUGUCUAUCUCACGAGUUACUAUAUCUGAAAGUUUACAUCGAUUAGGAAUGAAAGAGUAUUGAAAGAUAAAAUCGAAGAACAACGAAGAUAUAUCGGAAAAUUAUAUAUCGGAUUUAUACUGUCAAUUUCUUCGUAUCUUAAAGUACUGAGGUUAAUAUCGAUUUUAGAUCAUUGAAAGAUCUUUCAACUUUGAAUGGAGUUUACAUCGUCUCAUACAUGUAUGCUUUAAUUAAUCAUAUAUAAAGAAUUAAAAGAAAUUUAUUUAAUUAUCGUACUAAUAACGUCAACAAAGACAUAUAGACGUAACAGAGGUACAGAACUAAUGAAUGUUGUUACUCAAUUAUGUUUAUGUACUUAUCGUACUUAAGUAUAUGUACGUAAAAAUAAGUUUAUCGCACUUAUCUUUAUUUUUUUUUGUAAAACGCUUUUAAUUGCUUUAAUUAAGGUGUUUGCUCUAGUCGAUGCCUUAGUCAGUAGAUUGCCUUUUCGUUUAUCGAACGAAAAAAAUAUUGUAGAAGAAACAAUCGAUUUGUUCUUUUUUCAUGUAUAUACAUACAUGUACACUUGUGCAUAUGUACAUGUAUUAUUUAAGUAAAUAGAUAUCGGUAAAAUAAA